AUGGCCCCAGGCCGACCCAUACGACCCAGGGUUGGGUCGGAUGGAUUCGUUGGCGUGCAGGCACGCACGCCAAUCCGCACCUGGCGUGCGCCAGGGGGGCUGGCGUGCGCUUAUCAACCCCCAAAAGAGUGGGCUGAGAACACUGGGGCCGGAAUCGAGGAAGGUGAUAACCUCCCCACCCUGGCUGAGAUUUUGGAGAAAAAAUGCCCCUGUUACGAUCGUAUGUACAGCAUUUUUGGAGGGAAAGCGAACGUUACUCCGCUUGCUCAAUUUGACUCAGGUGUGGGAGCCGACCUCUAUAUGAAUGCCGAUGAUACCGAAAACCCGCAAGAUCGUGAAUCGUCGCCGGAGCAAGAGUCACGCAGAGGAUCGGUCUUGCAUGAGGAACUCCCUGAUCUAACCCUGCCAACAUUGGACGGUGACCUCAGCCUGGCCGAUGAUGUCCUUCCCCCACCCCUCAACUUCAGUGGCGCUGCCCUUACCCCCUCCCCUGGCCUGGCCACCCCGCGGUUCUUAGCUGGUGUGAACGUUCGGUCCUCUGGUGCGGCCUUGGGACCCCCACACGUGCAAACAAGUACCCCGGACUCGCCUCACCCUGGUCAAGGAGACGGUAUACUUGCAGGACGCCGUUCUUUUGCAAAUCAACGUUCGACUGAUGCCAGCCCAGCAGGUCCCCCCAGGGGCGUCAAUCCUCGAGCCCGAUCCACUCUUGCUUCGGCCUUUGAAAACUCUAACUCGGAGAAGUUUGUGUACCUGAAGGAGCACAUGCAGUGGGAGAAGGAGAAGGAGGAAAAUCGACUUAAAUGGGAAAAGGAAAGGUACAACAAAGAGGCGGCAGUGGCCAAAGACGGGCUUCAGGGGCAGAUGAAACUGGCCGAAUCAAAGUUGAAGGCUGCACAAGAGUGGAUCAGCCAAGGCAAGUCGCACACAGAGGUCGAAGGCCUACUGAAAGCCAUAUAUGGAUGA
Puccinia graminis f. sp. tritici CRL 75-36-700-3 is the source of this 966-nucleotide messenger RNA. RefSeq lists its product as uncharacterized. The coding region runs from base 1 to 966 and encodes 321 amino acids. The record is from RefSeq and is a predicted model, not a curated record. NCBI's taxonomy places the organism in Eukaryota, Fungi, Basidiomycota, Pucciniomycetes, Pucciniales, Pucciniaceae. The transcript is spliced from 3 exons.